Apiotrichum porosum is the source of this 1530-nucleotide messenger RNA. RefSeq lists its product as uncharacterized. Bases 1 to 1530 code for a protein of 509 amino acids. The record is from RefSeq and is a predicted model, not a curated record. The transcript has 8 exons. NCBI's taxonomy places the organism in Eukaryota, Fungi, Basidiomycota, Tremellomycetes, Trichosporonales, Trichosporonaceae. Gene Ontology annotation, molecular function: ATP binding; protein serine/threonine kinase activity. Gene Ontology annotation, biological process: intracellular signal transduction; peptidyl-serine phosphorylation.
AUGGGUGCGGCGUGCUGCAAGCCCGAGGCGAUCGACUUUGACGCCGAGGUCAACCUCUUCCACUUCUACCUCUUGCGCAGCGUGGGCAAGGGCGCGUUUGGAAAGGUCCGUGUGGUUCAGCAUAAACAGUCCAAGACACUGUACGCGCUCAAGUACAUCAACAAACAAAAAUGUGUCAAGAUGAAGGCCGUGGCCAACAUUAUCCAAGAGCGCAGGCUACUCGAAGAGAUUGACCACCCGUUCGUCGUCAACAUGCGAUACGCGUUCCAGGACGACGAGAACUGCUUCUUCGUUCUGGACCUCAUGUUGGGAGGCGACCUGCGCUUCCACCUCGACAGGGCAGGCGCCAUCUCCGAGGAAGUCGUGCGGUUCUACGUAGCCGAGAUUGCCUUGGCGGUUGAUUACCUGCACUCGAAGCGGAUCGUGCAUCGCGACCUCAAACCCGACAACAUUCUCCUCGACGAGCGCGGACACGCACACAUCACAGACUUCAACAUUGCUGUGCACUUUUCAGAGCGACGUCUCUUGACAGGAGUAGCAGGCAGCAUGGCGUACAUGGACGAAGGAGAAGAAAAGUACCAGAAUGGGUGGUUUGCUCACACUGCCUCCCUUACAGCGCCCGAGGUUCUCACCAAGCGCGGUUACUCUGCCCCGGUAGACUUUUGGUCGUUGGGUAUUCUCGCGUACGAGCUGCUGUUUGUGCGACGACCAUUCCGCGGCAAGACAAACCCAGCACUCACCAAUGCCAUCCUCCACGAGCCUCUGAUGUGGCCCGAAGAUGCACCGAGCCGAUGCUCGUCAGAGGGCAUGCAAGCGAUCCGAGCGAUGCUGGAGCGCGACCCCAACAAGCGUCUAGGAUGGCGCCCCGGAGGCGGCGGCUUUGCCGACAUCAAGGCUCACCCUUGGUUUGCAGGAAUCGACUGGGACGCACUCUACAACAAGCAAGUGGUGCCACCAUUUGAACCUGAUUCCAAGCGCGCCAACUUUGACGCCACUCACGAGCUCGAGGAGCUGUUACUGGAAGAGAACCCGCUCAAGGCGCGUAAACGCAAGACAGAUACAGACACCGCCGCGCUCUCUCCAGAAAUGCGCAUGAUGGAAGAACACUUCACCAUGUUUGACUACGCCCGGACACAGAGGCGGUCCUACUACCAUCCACCGGGAUCACAGCCUGGUGCCCGUGCGCGCCCCGCUGUGCCCCAGAUGCCGUCACAACCACAACCUCAGUCUGCGCAGCAGGCCCUCGGUGACAAUGGUCCUCCUUCACACGCUCCGUCCCCUGCGUUUGUUUCCAGCGCAACCGAGUUAUCCCACCUCCCCUCACGGCCAUACACCCCUGGAAGUGACCGCGCCCAUACCGUCUCGCGCACGGGAGACCACAUCGAGCAGCAAAUCAUGGAGGGUGGAGGGCUCGCCAACAUUGGCUCCCGUGACUGGGCAAAGCAACUCGACCACGAACCUGUGAAUGGCGAUGACACAGUCGAACACAACCACAACGGUCACGGCCAUGGUGCGCCCAUCGUGUUGUGA